AUGGACGUGGUGUACGCUCUGAAGAGGCAGGGCCGCACCCUCUGUCACCCCUCCCUGCACCCCUUCACACGCACUCCAAGAAAAGUGAAUGGGGGAGACAGGAGGAGAUGUGGCUGUCUGGGAGGAGCAGGAGGACAGAUUUUGCAGCAGCAGCAGCAGGUGGACUUUGUGCCAGGCUUCCGUGUCCAGCAGACAGCGUGUCCAGCUCUCAGCAGGAAGAUGAGCUCCACCAAGAUAUGUUUUGUUUUUGUGAAUGUGUUGGCUCUGUCGGUAACCCGUUUGGUUGAAGCAGGCCGAGUGGAAUUGGUCUCCGGUCAGACAGCAGCCACACAACAGGGGGGCGCUGUUCUUUUUUACGUUGCCUACCAGGGACAGCUGAGAGAAAUCUUGUUUGACCCGAUCAUCUUCAACCACGUGUUGGUGAACCAGGGCUCCGCUUACAACAAUGCCACGGGUGUGUUCACCGCGCCGGUCGCUGGCAUCUACCAGUUUGUGUUUGCUGCCCAGCUCUGCCGCGGAGACCACAACAACGCAUGGCACUUCAUGGUCAACAGGGAAAAGAGGAUGAUCUGCCAUGCUCAGGUGGUUGGGACUGACACAACCCUUAACACCUGCUACACAAUGGUGCAACUGAAGAAAGGUGACCAGGUGUGGGUGAGGCAGAAAGAAGGGAGUUGCGCCUGGGCCAGCACUAUCUCCAAUACCAUCACCUUCUCUGGAGUCCUUCUGGCAAGUGAGGGUGUGUCCAUGCUGGGAAAGAAGCAUGGCUCUGGCAGCUCCUGUCCACUGCCCAGCCUGGGCCGCUACACGCUGUCCAGCUCUGCAGGCCGGAGUGCUAACAUGUCUAUUGUGGCCAUCGCUCUGCUCUCUCCUCUGGGAUUAAUCCUGGCAAAGUUAUAGAUACCUAUAAUACAGUAUAUGUGCGAAAGCCUUUAUUUUAUUCUGAUUUAUAUUUUUAAGUGUUGACUUGCUGGAAACCAUCAAACUUACAGCACAGCAGUUUUUCUCAUUUGGCUUGAGAGGCUUAUGAAUUUAAGGGAUAAUUCUUCACUUAUGAGCACAAACUCUUGAAUUUGUUGGUCAUUUCAACACACUAUAGCCUACUUCAAAUGUUUGCUGCCCUGACAUAAUGAAAUACUAAGAACUACAUAAAUGCAAUGAAAUUUAGUUAGCUUUACAAAUAUUUGUUCUUGCUAUCUUGCUUCUUGGUGAUUCUAAGCCUAAUGUUCCCUCUACGAGCUCUGUUUUGGUCUCCACCAGCUCCUGAGAAUGAUAUUUCUGCUCUUUAGCUAUUUGACUGAGCUAGUUAAAUAUGAAAUUAAAAUAGCGUUAGAAACCCUCAAGGUAGUCAAUGGAUGUAAAGUUGUUAGUGUGAUGUAGAGAUGGUGCACAGUUAAAAUGUUACGAAAAUGUUAUGAAAGACGCAUUUGUGACAUGAACAACCACUCUGAAACGUCUUGCUCCAGUCUAGGUUGUGAAGCGGAUUUGGGUUGUUCUGUCUGUGUUUAGCCAUUGUUGCUGGCUGAAGUGGCUUCGUUUUGGAACAGAACCCGCCCUACUCUGCUUUUGAUUGGCUAGUAGUCCUUUUUACUGUGCAUGUGCAACAAAGAUCGAAUAGAAGUGAGAUGCUUCACUUAGUAGCUGAAACGGAGCGUGCAAGACAUGAGGUGCUACAGAAAUGUGCAGUAUGACAAAAUUUGUUGGGGUUUUGUGAAAAUGAAACCAUGUAAAAUAUGUACAUAAUAAUUUUAAUUACUUUAACUAUACUAUCUGUGUGUAUACUUGAAUUGAUUGCUUUUUGGCCAUUGUUCCGUAUAACACGGAAUCGUCUGUAGUUGGAAACAAAUAGACGCGUUGGGUAUUGAACUGAUAUGAUAUGCGCUUUUCAAUAAUUUCACUGCAAAUUUAUGUGAGAGAAAUAUUACAGCUUAGACUGUAAGGCAGGGUGAGUUUUACAGAGAACAGAACAGAGAAUGUAAUUGGGCGCCGUGAGUCACAACCAAUGAAAAGCGUGAGUGAUACCGUUGCUAUGAUGCGCCUGACAGCUCUCUCUCUUGUUGACUGUCCCUUCACUUCCCUGUCAUUUCCCUUCUGUUUGUGGAUAGCUACACGCCUCACCCACUGUAAUUUUCAUUCCAGGAAGUUGGCACAUGAGGAUAAUAUCUGUCUCUUUAGCUGCAAAAUGCUUCACAGCGUUCACCAGCUUGUUGCUCACUUUGUCUCUGUUGUUUGGUGCUGGGGAGGUAAUACACAGUGGGGUUACCAAAGCUUUUUUUUGCUCAAAAUAGCUGCCUGUUGCUGGAAACAAAGUUCUACAAAACAGUAAAAUAAGGUAAUUAUACUAAAAAGCUCAGUAGAAAAACAAAAUACUGGCUACAACAAUGAGCUCAAAAAAGCUAAAACGUAGAGCUGCUGUUGUUAAUAACAACCCCUUUAACAUAUAUAAAACAUAUA
Micropterus dolomieu (smallmouth bass) is the source of this 2454-nucleotide messenger RNA. RefSeq lists its product as uncharacterized. Lineage: Eukaryota; Metazoa; Chordata; Actinopteri; Centrarchiformes; Centrarchidae. Bases 1 to 900 code for a protein of 299 amino acids. Gene Ontology annotation, molecular function: protein binding. The record is from RefSeq and is a predicted model, not a curated record. The transcript has 7 exons.